AUGCCAGAGUGGGCAGAGCGAGGGAACUCUGAGCCCGCCCCUCAGACGGUCAAGCGGGGCCGCAGAAUUGCACCCAAGGACUGGCCUGACCUGCCCCACGCCAGCUACCCGGAGGAGUUGCCGGGCCUGUCCCGCGCCAGCUACCCGGAGGAACCCGUGGUGCUGGACCCCCCAGAGGACACCACCGGGACCCAGGUACUACCCGAGGGAGAAGCACCAGGGAGGGAGACAGACACAGGUUGCUGGCUGCUCCCUCGCGAUCCUGAUGCUGACCCAGGCGAAGCCCUGGGCAAGGAGGAGCCUGACCGGGAGGAAGGCCUGUGGCAACCAGGGCUGCCGGCCGCUGAAUACCCAGAGGACCUGGAGGGGCCUGACUGCAGCCCGGCCCAGCGUGAGUCCAAUACCGAGGGGGGGUGGGGGUGGCCCGUAGCGGAAUACCCGGAGGAUCCGGAGCUGCCCGCAGCGGAAUACCCGGAGGAGAUGGAGGAUCCGGAGCUGCCCGCAGCGGAAUACCCGGAGGAGAUGGAGGAUCCGGAGCUGCCCGCAGUGGAAUACCUGGAGGAGAUGGAGGAUCCGGAGCUGCCCGCAGCGGAAUACCCGGAGGAGAUGGAGGAUCCGGAGCUGCCCGCAGCGGAAUACCCGGAGGAGAUGGAGGAUCCGGAGCUGCCCGCAGUGGAAUACCCGGAGGAGAUGGAGGAUCCGGAGCUGCCCGCAGCGGAAUACCCGGAGGAGAUGGAGGGACCCUAGCGGCCCUCCUGAGAGAGACCGGAUGGACAACCGACAUACAGAGAGACGAAGGGAUUUGCAAGGUCACAGAGGAAACCUGUGGCAAAAUCCAGAGCCUUAACCACAAAACCAUCCUUUGCCCAUGGGAUUUUGAUGGGAUCCUAACCACAGAGCUGGGGAACAGCAACAUCAGCAUUAACAAAAAAGGAAAUUCAGUAGCAAGUCGUAAACCCUGGUGGUGCACCAGCAAUAACAUUAGCAUGAUACAGCUUUACAAGGUAAAAAUACUGUCCCAUCAAGAGGAUAAAUGGCUGAGUCUUAAGCUUCAUCUUGCCCACUCAGGGACUGGAUGAGUGCCUUGCCGUAAAACGAAGCCACCAUCCCAUCCCUGCAGGGUUGGUUUUUUUUUUCCUGCCUGAUGUAGUCAUUCCUCUUAAUAAAUUCUUGUUGAUUGCAUGUUAUAUCUGGAGUAUUCCUGGCUGGUUGAUAUGCUGCAUGGUUUGUGGUGUACAUCAAACAGGC
Messenger RNA from Caretta caretta (loggerhead turtle), 1248 nucleotides. The record is from RefSeq and is a predicted model, not a curated record. NCBI's taxonomy places the organism in Eukaryota, Metazoa, Chordata, Testudines, Cheloniidae.